Molecule: messenger RNA, 657 nt
Organism: Pipistrellus nathusii (Nathusius's pipistrelle)
Lineage: Eukaryota; Metazoa; Chordata; Mammalia; Chiroptera; Vespertilionidae
Source: the annotation of a GenBank genome assembly
AUGUCUCUCUGUGAACUAGCUAGUACAGGAGGUGGGAAGAUCAAAACCACGAAAUUUAGGUUCCAAACACCCAGAGACGCUGGUGGGGAAGGGGAAGAGGGCGGCAAGGGGACCUCACGUGUGGCUCUCCCUCUAGGCCUGCACCCCUCCCCCUGGGAUGAAAUGCUGGGGUCAGGGCCAGGGGCCCGAGUCCACACACACACACACACACACACACACACACACACACACGGCCAGAACACGCUUGCUCUCACACAUACAUACCCAACACACAUGCGCGCGCGCACACACACACACACACACACACACACACACACACACACCAUGUGCACUCAGAUGCACAAGGACACCAACAGCACACACAGUCCACGCACGCAAGUGAGUGCCUAUAGCACUGACACGUUCACCUUAAGGCUGCAGAACGUGGGGCUGGGGGAGGGGGUGGCCUGGAGCCUCCUUCUCAGAGGUCCCACCCCAGUACGUACCAGAGACACCCUUCCCCGCCCCCUCCUCCACCAAGUUCAUGGGGCCCAAUACUGUCUCGGUGCGAGAUGUGUAACAGCCGAGCUGGCACCCCUCUGCUCAGGCAGAGAGAGGGGCAAUGCUGGCCCCAUCCUGGGAGGGGCCAGGGCCAGGCCCGGGGCCAGCAGGAGGUAA